Messenger RNA from Medioppia subpectinata, 624 nucleotides. Lineage: Eukaryota; Metazoa; Arthropoda; Arachnida; Sarcoptiformes; Oppiidae. The record is from the annotation of a GenBank genome assembly.
AUGCGAUCACACGACCCAUCGUUUGCGGUCAGGAAUCGGGAACGAUAUGAUGAGAUUAACCGCCGGUGCUAUGACUCGACCACAAAGACCUAUACCUGCUAUCGAAUCGAUUGCCAGAAGGUAUGCAAAAACUUCCGGUCAAUGAGACGUCACUUGAGUUGUGUCCACUCGAGUCGUGACGUUGUCUGCGAUUAUACCGAAUGUAAUAAACUGUUUAAAUCGGAAAAACAAAUGCGAUUACACUUCAAGACAGUCCACACAACAGACAAACCCUUUAAGUGUCCGCACAAUGAAUGCGGACAACAAUUCACAAAUAAACAGCGAUUGGACCGCCAUUUGGACAGUCAUUUGUCUGCUGGUCAGCCAUUUGUAUGCGAAUUCAUCGGCUGUCAGAAGCGCUAUAAGAAUGAAAUGUCGCUUAAGACACACAAACGGAUCCAUUUGAGUGAACCGACCAUUAAAUGCACUGUAGAGGGCUGUGGCCAACGGUUUCACGAAUACAAGUAUAUGGUUAAACACCGGCAGACCGUCCACUCUGUGCCCCGUUAUAUACGUCGGCGACCGCCCGCACACUGCAUACCUUGUCAGUGGCCGGGCUGUGACUUUACCGCCAAAAGUAACACC